ACCAGGAAGUGCUGAGUGUGAACAUGGCUUCCAGACAGCAGCUCCUGAGACUGACCGAGGAGACAGUUUGUCCCAUUUGUCUGGAUUUCUUCACCGAUCCGGUUACACUGGAUUGUGGACACAACUUCUGCCGCUCCUGUAUCACCCAGAGUUGGGAAAAGAAGGAGAUAAACUCCUGCCCGGAAUGUAGAGAGGUGUUUCCGGAAAGAAACCUCAGGGUAAAUCGGGCCUUAGCGAAUCUGGCCGAGGAGGCUCGAAAAUUAAAGCUGGAUCCGAAAGAUAAUGGAAGUAAACCUCACUGUGAGGUACAUCAGGAAGAUCUGAAGCUGUUUUGUGAAACUGACAGAAAAUUGAUCUGUCUGAUUUGUCGAGAUUCGCGGGAACACAAAACUCACAACUUCCUGCCGAUCAGCGAAGCUGUUGAAAUCUACAAGAUUCUCUCACAGAGAAGAAAUCGGCGGUUCGACAAACAGAACUGACCCAGAAACGGAAGAUUUCCGAAGUGAGGGAACAGGCGAGCAGUCUGCAGACCCACAUCACAUCCGAGUUCACUAAAAUGCACCAGAUUCUCACUGA
This is a messenger RNA of Chiloscyllium plagiosum (whitespotted bambooshark), 576 nucleotides long. Lineage: Eukaryota; Metazoa; Chordata; Chondrichthyes; Orectolobiformes; Hemiscylliidae. The record is from RefSeq and is a predicted model, not a curated record.